Messenger RNA from Drosophila santomea, 1677 nucleotides. RefSeq lists its product as uncharacterized. The transcript has 6 exons. Lineage: Eukaryota; Metazoa; Arthropoda; Insecta; Diptera; Drosophilidae. Bases 65 to 1546 code for a protein of 493 amino acids. The record is from RefSeq and is a predicted model, not a curated record.
CUAUCGAUAGACGCCUUGCGUUGCAACUUCCAUCUGCAGAUGUGCAACAAUCAUUGUGCAGCAAAUGGGCAAAAAUAUAAGUUUGCAAAAAAUGAGCGCAGCAAAAGAGAAAGAUGAAAGCUUAGUUCCCACGGUCAGAGAAGUGCAGCAAAAGUUUGCCGACCUCUUGGGCCAUAACAAUGAAAUAACCUGGGAUCUAUUAUCGGCGAGUCAACAACAUGUGCUGGAGGCAAAGUUAUCGCAGCUGCAUUGCAAUCCUAGGAUGUUGCAUUGGAUUUGGAGUAAUAGAAUAUACUCAAACGGGCAGUGCCUCUCGUCUUUAUUUUUUGUAAUGCUCGUGGAUAAUGUAUAUGAUCUCAAAAUGGCCGAGCAAAGCAGAUCCUGGCGACUAUAUCCGGUAUUUCGCUGUCGCCGAUGUGUGGAUGAAACUGGCAAGGCUAGUAACAUUAAGUGUUGCAUGUCAUAUGUGACACAGUACACAACAUCUAGCUCCUGGAAACUAUUUCUAGCCCACAACGGGUUUGGCUCAGGUCUAUUAGUCACUCCGGAUCUUGGAGUUUACAAGCAAGUCGACGGUCAGGUGGAGCUAAAAUCGUAUUCCACCACUGAGAUAUUGUUUCCGGAAAAAGUAGAUCUGCCAAUAACGCCAGAAUCAUUGAAAAAAGCCUCCAAUAUGACUAUUAAACAUACAAAACACCAGAUACAAUCCGAAAAUCCAUUCUUCGCUAUCCCUAUACCGGUCUAUGAGUUUUGCGACUGUGAAAAGAUGCUUAAUGUGAUUUUGAUGCCUGGUAGUACUCAGAAGUCUUGUGAUGUGGCUGAUCUAUCCGAUUCCUUAGUAAUAUUUACGAAUAAUAUUAACAAUUCACGCCUCGGAGCGUUGAUGAAGAGUAAUAAUAAUGAUCCUAGCAUCCUUGUUAAUCAGCAAAGAGAGAUGUGGGAUAAGAUUGCUGGGGAAUCAAUCCGCAUUGAGGACAAUGUGCAUCUUAUUCGUAGUGGCAAUGGAGUGCCGACAAAAGCCAAGCUGGAUAAAAUAUUGCAACACGUUGAUAGCAAGAGAAAACAAAGAAAGAAACGUAUGGAGCCUAAGAAUCCAGAAAAUACACCGAUUGCUCUUCUAGAAAUUUUAUCUAUUAGAGUCAAAGGAGAAGAUAUAAACCUAAGAGAAUUCGGCACUGUUCUUAAAGAACAUAUUGCAAGCUCAGAAAUCUUCGACAUUUUAAUAAGUAGCAUGUCAGAGCAUUUGGAAGUCGACACUUUUAAGCUUAUCAUGCAGCUAACGCAAACAUUCGUGGAAAAUGUGAGGGAGGAAAUGUGCCAAAUACUGAAAUAUUAUUUUUCCACGGAAUCCAUUUUAUAUCAGAUAAUAUUGUGCAUAAGUAAACAUCAUCCGAACUGGAACUUUAAUGAAAUUGAAGAGCAAUCUUCGAAUAUUUUAAGGCGCGUUCGAAUGUUUUUUGCUUCAACAGGACCGAAUUCUCGUACAGAGUUUUUAAAGAAAUGUGAAAAUUGUGUUGGGUAUUAUGACAAAUGCAGAAUUACUUAAAACAUUUCUUUUAAAAAUAUUUUUAAUUUUUUUUUAUCUAUUUUUAUAUUACAUAUGUGAAUAACACGGCCUUAUUAUCAUUUAAUGUUACUAAAAAUUCCACCAGAGUAUUUUUGUAUCUCUUCAAAAAA